AUGGCCAACCGAAAUAGUCACAAAGAAUCAGCAUCAGAGUCCGAAUCCAACACUAACACCCAUACAAGACAUACCACUGGAUCAUCAUCGAAUUCAAAGAUAUCACAAAAGGCAAGGAACCAAUUAGCACUUCAACAACAACAGCAGUAUUUGGCCAAACACAUAAAUUCAAACGGACCCCAAGAUAAACCUAAGCUACAACCAUUAGAUUUUACUACAUACAGUGACACUGCUUUGUUGAAAUAUUCAGAACGUUACGGAUUUCACAAUUUCUCUCGAAUUGAAUCUUUGAAUUCCGACAUUUUAAACAGUGAGAUUGGGAAGAAAACAUAUAGUAAACGAAGUAACAAAAAUCAAAAAGAUACAGGUAGGAUCAGUAAAUUGGAAAUUGCUAAUCAUGUCAAAAAUCAUUUUUCCAGUUUACCUGCUAAAGAGAAUGAUAUCAUAACUGGAUUCUUGUACAAGGUCAAGCACCAAGACAAAGAGUUUAAAUUAACGUUUCAAUAA
This is a messenger RNA of Candida dubliniensis CD36, 507 nucleotides long. RefSeq lists its product as uncharacterized. The record is from RefSeq and is a predicted model, not a curated record. The coding region runs from base 1 to 507 and encodes 168 amino acids. Gene Ontology annotation, molecular function: protein binding. The transcript has a single exon. Lineage: Eukaryota; Fungi; Ascomycota; Pichiomycetes; Serinales; Debaryomycetaceae.